Messenger RNA from Egretta garzetta (little egret), 5548 nucleotides. It is a transcript of the gene ENPP5, whose product is annotated as ectonucleotide pyrophosphatase/phosphodiesterase family member 5. The transcript is spliced from 4 exons. The coding region runs from base 352 to 1767 and encodes 471 amino acids. The record is from RefSeq and is a predicted model, not a curated record. NCBI's taxonomy places the organism in Eukaryota, Metazoa, Chordata, Aves, Pelecaniformes, Ardeidae.
UUGAUCUGACACCUUUUAAGCAGCAAAACCUUUUUAAUGGAUAUACUGCUAUAUCUGAAAUUCAAAGCUUAUUUGCAAGUUUCUCUACUAGGAAUUGUACUCUGCAUGUUUAGUAAUCCCAUACCGAGUAUCGGGGCUGAGAAGCUGUGAUGGUUUCUAGCUGGUCCCCCUUCCCUGAUAGGCGCUGUGCAGGCGUGGAGUCUUCCAGGAUCUACUUCCCGCUCCCAUCCACUGCUCUGCCACGUGAUGCUGGUCUGUCUGUGCCACGCUUGCCCAGAAGUAAUGCUCCAGAGAUCUUAAUGAGGGCUAUAAAGUUCUGGUGGAGAUGAGCAUUGUUAUUCUCAAAAUGCCAUGUUGCCUCAGAAGAGGGGACAAAUACCUUCCAGAAUAGCCAUGAACUGUUACUGGAAAGUCCUGGCAAUUUUCUCACUGUUUCUUCCAAGAGCAUUGUCUCUCCAGCCAGCCCAGCCCAGAGUAUUGCUAGUAUCUUUUGAUGGAUUUCGAUGGGAUUACAUCUAUAAAGUCUCGACUCCCAAUUUUCACUAUGCCAUGGAGAAUGGUGUUCAUGUCAAACAGGUCACUAAUGUGUUUAUAACCAAAACGUAUCCUAAUCAUUAUACAAUGGUGACUGGUCUCUAUGCAGAAAGCCACGGUAUGGUUGCUAAUGAGAUGUAUGAUCCUGUUCUGAAUGAAACUUUCUCUCUGAACAAAAUGGAUAUCCAUAACUCCAAGUUCUGGGAAGAAGCCAGCCCAAUAUGGGUAACGAACCAGGGGGAAGGACAUAAAACUGGAGCAGCUAUGUGGCCUGGAACAGAUGUGAAAAUACAUGGAGUCUUUCCUACAUAUUACAUGCCCUACAAUGAAUCUGUUUCCUUUGAAGACAGAGUUGCUAGGCUUAUUGACUGGUUUACAUCAGAAGAACCCAUAAACUUUGGUCUCCUAUAUUGGGAACAGCCUGAUGAGAUGGGCCAUAUUCUGGGCCCAGAAAACCCACUUAUGGGACCGGUAAUUAGUGAUAUUGACAAAAAGCUGGGAUAUCUUAUGUCUGAACUGAAGAAAGCGAAGCUGUGGGAUGUGAUAAAUGUCAUAAUCACAAGUGAUCAUGGAAUGUCACAGUCCUCCUUGGAAAGGCUCAUUGAGCUUGAUCAGUAUGUGAACAGAGCGCUCUAUGAAGUCAUUGAUCACUCUCCUGCAGUAGCUAUUUUGCCAAAAGAAGGCAAACUGGAUGAAGUAUAUGAAGCUUUGGCCAAUGCUCAUCCCAACAUGACUGUCUAUAAAAAGGAGCAGAUUCCAGAUAGAUUACAUUACAAACACAACAGUAGAAUUCAGCCAAUCUUAGCAGUGGCUGAUAAAGGAUGGGAAAUUGUUUAUAAUAAGUCUGGCGGUUUUCAAUUUGGUAAUCAUGGAUAUGACAACAUCGUACCAGAAAUGCAUCCAAUUUUUUUGGCGGUUGGGCCUGCUUUCAGAAAGAAUGCCACCAAAGAAGUCAUGAAUGCUACAGACUUGUACCCCUUACUGUGCCAUCUACUUGGUAUUAACCCACUGCCAAACAAUGGUUCAUUCAACGCUGUGAAAGAUAUACUUGCAGAAGAAGUGCCUGUAGCUUUUGGAACAGACACCUAUGCUACUGUUGUAGGAGUCUUUCUGGGCAGCUUUCUUGUUAUGGUUUUUAUUGCAGUUUUUGUUAAGCAUUUUAUCCUCACCCAAGCACAUACCAUGCAAAUGCAACAUACCGAAGCUGCCCAGCCGCUGUUGCAAGAUCAAUAACACUUGCUACUAUCUCCUGUUUGAUGCUUAAAAUAAGCUUAUAAAAAAAAAAAAAAUAUGGAGGUGGUUCAGCAUAAGUAUGUGGAGUAAGAGGAAAUGGAUGCUGAUCCAUUGGUACACUGGAGUACGUACAUACUAGGCACGCAGAGAAAGUGUGUCUCUGUUUCACCCUGCAACCACUUAAUCUUUCAGGGGUUGAAAAUAUUCUAGGUAAACUUCAAAGCUGUAUAUGUAUGUAGACAUGUAGUGACAAUAGACCUUGAAUACCUCAUUCUAAAAGCUACUUUUAGGGAAAUACCUAAGUACCAUCAACUGAGGUACACUUCACAGGCUAUUACAUGAUGAUCUAAUUUCCCCCAUUGCCCCCCUGCCCCCCCUUUUUUUUUCUUUGAGAGGUUUUUUAAAGUCUCUUAGAUUCUAACAUGUCACUGAAUGUGACUAGACUUCUUUGGGCUUUUUUCUUCCCUGCCCAAGGAAGCUUUCGCAUGGAUCACCAUUAGCGAUAGCUUGGUGGAUUAAAUCCUGCAGAAACCAACAUUAAUAAGCUAGGUCAUGCAGUGCUAAGUGUCUAAGUUUAGAGUUAGGCAUAUUUCUUUAAACUACUGUGUUAAUUGUAGCCCCUAAAUAUGAAUGUAGGUGGUAUUGCCUUUAGCAGUCAGCAUUAAACGACUUGAUGUUUUUUUUUUCUUUUAAACUUGGGUAAAUACAGGUUUUCAUGAUUUUAGGUAAAUGUAGGUCUUUACCUUUUCUAUUGGUUCCUGUACACUGGAAUAAAUUUUCUAGGAGUUCCAUGCAGGAGAACAACACCCAUAUAUCCAAACGGAGUCUUUUGUAUUUCUGUGAUAAGAGGGUUCUUUCAGAAGAAGGCAGAUGAAUCAGUUAAGGAACAUACAUGUACAAGCUGGUUUCAGAGUGCUGUCAAGCUUGUCACUGGGUGUAACAUCAGAUCUUUUACUGGAGACUCUUCUCAGGCCUGAGCUUGGGUUGCUGUCUUGUGUUUUAUCUGAUAUGUCUGGGUGGACCUUAGAAUUUGAUGAGUAGGAUUAGACACACAAUUUAAGGAAUAGCUGUAUAAAUCUUAAGCCAUAUAUACUCUUAAAUCUGAAAAAGCACGCUUUGAUAUGAAAAAAAGGUAUAAGACUGGAGUUUGUUCUUCCAGAGGAAAGUCUCUGUCAGGGAAAAUUAUUGAGUCAACAAACCUAUAUAUUACUUUGAUUCUUUUUUGUGUGGGGCAAUAAAUAUUCUUGCUAUUGUGGGUUUUUUUUUAUGAGCUCACUUAGGUGAGAAGUUGCUGACUAAGAUUUGUAUGAAAAAACAUGGUAUCAAGUGACACUAGUUGUCUAGUUGUUGGACUUGGUUAAAAGCUGAUUUUUUUUUCCCCUCCCUGUGUGAGUUAGUCUUUCUCUGCACUUUGCUUCUGAGUACAGGGCCUGAAGGAUAAAGAAACUCAUUCAAAAUUCACACAAAUACUCAGUCUGGAAUUUCUGUAAGUGCAAUUCAUUGCUUUAUCCACAGCACCCAGCAGAGGGCAAAGAUGGGAACUUCUUGGCCUUGGAUGUGCUCUGUCAAACUUGAUGGUGUGACUAACAGGCUAAUACUGCAAUCGGGAGGGCUGUUAGCAGGACAAGCAAGGAGCUGCAACAAGCUGGCUGACUGAAGUUCAAAACUCGUUUUGCUAAACUUAGUUCUAGACUUAAUGAAUGAUGUCUGGGUGAGUUCAGAAGUGAGUUUACUCUGCCUCAGUGAUGACUCUACUUCCAACACAGUGAGGACCAGACAGCUCAUAACGUGGCACUGUAAUCUGUUGUAUUCCUCCUCCGUGAUGGCAGAGGCACUUGCUUAGCAUUAACCUGUCUUGCAAACAGAUGUGGAAAGUUUCCAGAGGCUGCAGCUAGGUGCACCGAAUGCUGGAGAGGGAAGGCAGUGAAAUAACCCAAUUUGAGGUGUAUGCUGAAAGUCUAGCUGUAAUAGUAGCUUUAGGAAGACAGGAAACUAGCAGAUGUGUUAGGAGGACAGCCCCUUAAUUUGCAGAAUAUGUAUGAAGUCUUAAUCUAACGCAUUACGGGAAUUCUGCUGUUAUUCUGUGCACUGCCUUGCUCUCCUAUGUUGCCAUUUUCUUAAGAAAAUACUGAAGGAAAACUUCUGGGAUAGCUGUGCCUGACACUGUAAAGCUGAUUCUUGGUGGAGCUGACUAUUUGGUAUGUCUUAAAUCUAAUUUGCUGAUGCCAGCUAAAACUGAAUGCUGCAGGGGCUUAUCAAGCUGAAAGAUGAAGGCAGUAAUGAUGCCAUGGUAGUUUCUAGAGAGGCUGGGAAGUCAGAGUAGAAAACCUAAACCUCUAAAUUGUUCCUAAUCACUUCCCUAGCUACCUUCCAAGAAGUGGAUGGCAGAUAGCAAAUUGAUGCAGAGUCCACCUUUUCUUGCUUAAAAACAAAUUGUAGCACAAACUUCGUGUGUGUGUGUGUGUGUAGAUAAAGAUCUACAGGCUUGGUUAAGGGAGUAACAGUGAAGACUGGAGAUGCUGUAAUCCUCACCUGUGGCUACCUCAGUUACUCACUUUCUCACUUUAGAACAUGCUGCUUUAAUAGAAAUUCUUCUUAUUGUAGUCAUUUCAUAGCGAUGCUUGUGGCAGAUGUAAAAACUGGAUUGUAAUCUCAGAGGUGUUCAUUAAACUCUGGCUUUUUUAAUUGUGACAGGUGUAGUUCUACCAUCAGCCAUGGUGACCCUUCAUUUUACAGAGGGGGUGAAGUUGGUCAGUGUUGUUCAGCCAUCCUGGGACUUAGGCUUACCUGCCCAAACAUGUGACGAGGGAAGAGCCGUAAGUUUCCCCUAACAAAGGGUUUGGGAACAACAACAUUCAGAAUAGAUUGGGAACACGAACAUGAAAAUUCGUCUCGAUGUUGUUGUUCUGCAUUGCACUGUAAGGCCCUUUGAGGAGGGUAAAAUGAAACUUUGUAGAAAACUGAAGGGAAUCUUUCAGCAUUCGGGUAUUUCAGUUUAGGUUUAAACAUGUUUCCUUUAUUGCAGGUACUGGGUAGUUAACUUGUUAGGAUAUUUGCCUAGCCAGUGUUAAACAGUGUUUUAAGCUGUUGGGUGUAUGCUUAAUGAACUUGAAAGCACAUGGUGGCGCUGGAGAAAAAUAACCAGCUUUUUCUCUGGUGAACGUGAGUUUUGUCAGGCUACCUUUUUGGUUGGGGAGGAUGUGGGAUUUGGUUUCUGUGUAUAUGAUACUUUCUAUGAUGUACGAACACGUUUAUUGGAAAGUAGCUUUGAGAACAUUGUGUACCACUUGUAAUUCAGGCUUGAAAACAGAGAAGCUUGCAUGAUUCUGUCUUUUAUUAUUGACCUGUGAAGCAUAGUUUGAGAUAUCAAGCGUUUUCUUUGUUUCUUUCUGUUUGGAAAUGUUGAAGUUGAAAUAUAUUUUUGCUAUAGUGCUGUCAAGCAUUGAGUGCUUGCUUCAUUUAAAAACACGCCUGGAAAAAAAACUUGGAAUUGUAGGGGGAACAUGGCUUUAACUCAUAUGCAUCCCAAAUCUUUCUUGUACUAUGCCCAGUGUACACCUUCAUUAAAAAUAACUGGAAGUGUGAUUGAUAGAACUUAAGAAUUUUAGGCCGAAGGUCUUAUAUAAAAGACUUCAUUUCGCACCUUGCUAUUGUAUAUGGAAAUAACAGCUAUCUAUCUGUUACCAACAAUGGUAAUAGUUUCUUUCAGAAUCUUGCAGAUUUCAUGGUAAAGAGCUGCAGUAAUGCUGUUUACAAAAAGUGCAGUCUCAAAAAAAAAAAA